This is a messenger RNA of Manduca sexta (tobacco hornworm), 858 nucleotides long. RefSeq names its product nucleolysin TIA-1-like. The record is from RefSeq and is a predicted model, not a curated record. Gene Ontology annotation, molecular function: RNA binding. NCBI's taxonomy places the organism in Eukaryota, Metazoa, Arthropoda, Insecta, Lepidoptera, Sphingidae.
UUAUUGUUUGUUCACAGGGAUUGUCGCGUGGUGAGAGACCCGCAGACUUUGAAAUCGAAAGGCUACGGAUUCGUCUCCUUCCUGAAGAAAUCUGAGGCGGAAUCGGCUAUCACGUCGAUGAACGGGCAGUGGCUUGGCUCCAGGUCGAUCCGCACCAACUGGGCAACCAGGAAACCGCCAGCGCCCAAGAACGAGCUGAACUCCAAACCGCUCACAUUCGAUGAGGUGUACAACCAGAGCUCGCCGACCAACUGCACGGUGUACUGCGGAGGUCUCACCACCGGCCUCACUGAAGAGCUGAUGCAGAAGACGUUCCAGCCGUUCGGCACCAUCCAGGAGAUACGGGUGUUCAAAGAUAAGGGAUAUGCUUUUAUCAGAUUUUCAACAAAGGAGAGCGCUACCCACGCCAUCGUUGCAGUCCAUAACACCGACGUGAACGGACAGCCCGUCAAAUGCUCCUGGGGUAAAGAGUCAGGAGAUCCCAACAACGCCCCAGGCUCGGGGAAGCUCGGAGGCACCGCGUACAGUCCAUUCGGUGCCGCGUACACCGCUGGUGGGGUACCCCCCACUUCCUAUUGGUACAACACCUACCCGCAGCAGAUCGGCGGGUUCCUGCAAGGCGUGCAGGGCGUCCAGGGGUACACGUACGCUGGACAGUUCGCGGGGUAUCAACAGCAAUAUAUGGGCAUGGGCGGCGUCCAGAUCCCAUGGGCCUUGAGCGGCGGCGUUGGCGGAGUGGGGGGUGUAGGGGGCGCUGCUAUGUCCCAACCACCUCAAGUGCUGCACUAUCCUGUGCAGCAUUUUCAGGUGCAACCUAUCGGGGAGGACGAGUGGCUCGCUCCGAGUCUCCUAGUGUGA